Messenger RNA from Lontra canadensis (Northern American river otter), 1920 nucleotides. It is a transcript of the gene DECR1, whose product is annotated as 2,4-dienoyl-CoA reductase 1. Gene Ontology annotation, cellular component: mitochondrion. Gene Ontology annotation, molecular function: 2,4-dienoyl-CoA reductase (NADPH) activity. Lineage: Eukaryota; Metazoa; Chordata; Mammalia; Carnivora; Mustelidae. The record is from RefSeq and is a predicted model, not a curated record. The coding region runs from base 50 to 1039 and encodes 329 amino acids. Gene Ontology annotation, biological process: fatty acid beta-oxidation. The transcript has 10 exons.
CCGCCCCCUGACCCCCGCGGGUAUCGGGACUGUGUCGUGGAGGUCCAAAAUGGCGCUGCUAGGUCGGGUGUUCCUUGUUGGGUACCACGGUCCUCGGCGGUUUUUCAGUUAUGGAACAAAAACACUGUAUCAAAAUAAUGAAGCUUUUCAGUCUCAAUUCUUCCAACCCCUUCAAAAAGCCAUGCUACCACCUAAUAGUUUUCAAGGAAAAGUGGCGUUUCUUACUGGGGGAGGUACUGGCCUUGGUAAAGGAAUGACCACUCUUCUGUCCAGCCUGGGAGCUCAGUGUGUGAUAGCCAGCCGGAAGAUUGAUGUUUUAAAAGAGACUGCAGAACAAAUUUCUUCUCAAACUGGAAAUAAGGUUCAUGCACUUCAGUGUGAUGUGAGGAAUCCUGAAACGGUGCAAAACACUGUGUCAGAAUUGAUCAGAGUUGCAGGACAUCCUGAUAUUGUGAUAAACAAUGCGGCAGGGAAUUUUAUUUCUCCCACCGAAAGACUCUCUCCUAAUGCUUGGAAGACCAUAACUGACAUUGUUCUAAAUGGUACUGCCUAUGUGACACUAGAAAUUGGAAAGCAACUAAUUAAAGCACAGAAAGGAGCAGUAUUUCUUUCUAUUACAACCAUCUAUGCUGAAAGUGGGUCAGGUUUUGUAGUACCAAGUGCUUCUGCCAAAGCAGGAGUGGAAGCCAUGAGCAAGUCUCUUGCAGCUGAAUGGGGUAAAUAUGGACUGCGAUUUAAUGUGAUUCAACCAGGGCCUAUAAAAACAAAAGGUGCCUUUAGUCGUCUUGACCCAAUGGGAACAUUUGAGAAGGAAAUGAUUGCUAGAAUUCCUUGUGGUCGGCUAGGAACUGUGGAAGAACUUGCAAAUCUUGCUGCUUACCUUUGCAGUGAUUAUGCUUCUUGGAUUAAUGGGGCAGUCAUUAGAUUUGAUGGUGGAGAGGAAGUAUUUAUUUCAGGGGAAUUCAACAGUCUGAGAAAGGUUACCAACGAGGAGUGGGAUACAAUAGAAGGACUCAUCAGGAAGACAAAAGGCUCCUAAGACCACUCUUGCCUUCAUCUCGGUUAUGAGGGAAAUGCUAUAGUUUAUGAUAUUUUGAAUUAUUUUCAAGUCUAAUAAAUUGUUAAUCAACAAAUCAGGACUGAAUGUAUAUCUGUGCCAGGCCAGUGGUAGGUAGAUAUUGUACAUUAACAGAUAUGUAAGAUGGGAUAUUUUCCCUUCAGAAUUUUUUUUAAUAAUUAAAAAAAAGGCAAGUAAGAGAAGGCUAUGGUAGAGGUAAAAUGCUUGGAAGUGCAGUGAAAGAAACAGAUAUUAUAGCCUGAAAAAAUCAGGAGAAUCUUAAUGGUUGAAGUAGCAUUUGAGUUAUGCAUUGAACCAUGCCUGUGAUGAUGGGGCCUUAAGAAAAGAAAGUGAUGGUAUACAGUAAAUUUAAUGGACUCUGAUUUAUUGGACUCUGCCUUUCCAUUAGAUUUCCUUUUCACUGGACUUGUGAAUUAUCUUCUUUAGAUAGCUCAAUAUUAAUUCAAACAAACUUUUUCCAGGACCUAUCUUAUAGUCUGCCAUUUUAUUUGGUACUGAGGAUACAACAUGAACCAUCUACAGACUUUGCCUUCUUGAAACAUUAUCUAGAAGGGUAGAGAGACCUAUAAAUAAUUAUUUGUGGAUGCAAUGUGAUAAAUAUUAUUCCAGCAGUGUAAAAGUAUGGAGGAGGAAGUAAUUCAUUCUGUCUCCAAAAUGCAGAGAAAAUGACACCUAGGAGAUAGCAUUCCAUCUCAGCUUUAAAAGAUGACUAGAUUUCUCUAGGUAGAAACUAUGAACAAGCUUAUAAAAUAUUUUUGUGUGUCAUUACAUUUCAUUUCAUAAGUGGUUUGACUAAUUUGUCAUCCUGAGAAUCAAAUAAUAAACCCACAGUCUCAAAUGUA